AUGCCAUGCCAGACUAGGGAGACAUUCUAUAGACAGAGUGCAUUCAUUUUCCUGUUCAACAUGUGCUAUUUGUAUCGUCUUUUGUUUCUUCUGAUCUGGGGCACUUCUUUCGUUCUUGGGAUACCAAGAGAUCUUUUGUAUAAUUAUGGGCCUACAGAGGAUGAUAAGGUCCUAAAAGGACAUUCAGUUAAUACACAUGGACUUAUAUCAUUUCUAACGGACAUACCAGGUUUUGUGAAUAUUCAGUUCCCUUUGGAUUAUCCUGUCAUAGCGCCGUUUUAUGCAAAUGUGGAUAUUAAGAACACCGGGAACGUGUAUUUCAGAGAAACAAAGAACGAUGCUCUUCUGAAAAGAGCUACAGACAGAAUUCGCAGUGCUUUUUCUUCUGGUAAAUUCUUUACUGCUACUAGUUUGUUCAUCACCACAUGGAAUGAAGUAGGCUACUACAAUCUCGGAAGUGAUAAGGUGAGUGUUCAUGAAGUGAACACUUUUCAAGUAGUUGUAGCCAGUAACGGAACAGAUUCCUAUGCGGAGUUCAUCUACCCCGAAGGUGGUAUACAAUGGAUUGAAGGAGCUAAUCAUGAAUCUCGAUUACCGGAUGCCCGUGCUCAAGUAGGAAUGGUGGCAGGUGAUGGACGUUAUUACACAUUACGAACUUCUGGACGAGAUCAAGUUCAACACAUUGAAAGGUCAUCGAAUAUUGGAAUACGGGGUGUAUGGAUGUUUCAUAUUGGCCAAGUACAAGCAAAUGGAAAUGUUAAUUCUCCGGAUUUAAUAAAGUCAGAUCCAAUUGAGAGUGUAACCUGUGCUGCACGUGGAUCAACGACCUGUCACAGCAAAGCUCAGUGUUUUGACUUCGAAACAGGUUUCUGCUGUGAGUGCAAGAGUGGUUACUUUGGCAAUGGCAUCAACUGCUUAACAAACGGUAAAAUGUUUUCACGAAUGAGUCAUUUCUUCAUGCUGGAAGGAGUUCCUGUUCAACAUCCAUAUGAAAUGGAACAUGUAGUUGAAUACGUAGAGUGUAAAAACCAUCCUCUUAACUUUACUACUCUGCAUAUGAAAAUCACGAGAAACUUAGUAGUCUAUGAAGCGCAUGAUGAAAUUGUGCGCUAUGGAAUGACAAGCAAGAUGAUGUUUCCACAAGAUCGCGAUCCUUGUGAAGAAGGUCGGAAAACAUGCAUAAGACACAGCUCGUGUGUUGUGGACGGAGAUUCCUACAAGUGUAUUUGUCAUCCUGGGUACCAGUAUAUCCUGUUGGAAAAUUCUACAGACGCUGCGUGCGUGGAUGUGAACGAGUGUGCUUCAGGAAUAAACAAUUGCCAUUCUUACGCAGAAUGCAUCAACGAAGAAGGAAGUUACAGCUGCCGUUGUAAACCCGGUUACAACGGCGAUGGUCGAUUGUGCGAAGCAGAAGACUGCAAUGUGGCCAACAACUGCUCUCCUUUCGCCACGUGUCAAUUUGAUACGCUUACCCAGAAAUACACCUGCGUUUGCAUUCCUGGGUACUAUGGAGAUGGAUUAAGUUGCUAUGAAACAGAUUCAGUGACUGCAAAUUGUAACAACACCGACUGCUGGUGCCCUUAUGAUUUUGUAUUAGAAGGUUUGAUGUGCUUAAAGAAGAAAACAAACGAUAUUUCCUCAGAAGAAGUAAAUUUCGAUGAGUCGUGUAUAUAUACAGGCAUUUGUCCUCCACAUUCUUCAUGUCAAUACAAUGAGGAGAGUGGAAGACAUGAAUGUCGCUGCGAUGAAGGAUAUAAUUUACAAGGAAGUACCUGCGCACUUCAAGAACCCCAGCAAGAGUGCGAAAACACGUGCCAUGAGAACGCUCAUUGCGCCUACGACACGUUUAAGAAAAUGUUCAAAUGUCGCUGCAAUUUGGGGUACAGAGGAGAUGGAAUACAUUGUGAGAGAGAAGUCACGCCGUGCAAUUUAGUGAAUAAUUGUAAAACAGGAGAAGAAUGUGUCUAUGACAAGGUUGUUCAAGGAUACAAGUGCAAAUGUAAGAAAAGUCAUCGAAGGAUGGGAAACCGUUGUAUUCCAGAAGAAACAUGUUUAGACGAUCCCAGUAUGUGUUCACCCGAUGCUACGUGUGUCGCAAGCUCUGAGAAUCAUUUCCAGUGCAAGUGCAAUGAAGGUUUUGUGGGAAAUGGUGUUACAUGUACACCGAUGCUUCAAGAGAGAGAAAACCAAUUUCUUGUAACUCAAGGAAUGGCUGUUUUGAAGAUAACUGUUUCAAAAGAAAAAAAUGAAAGCCGACCGAUUGUUAUGAAACUAUUUCAGGAAGCAGUAGGAAUCGACGUGGACUGCCUGAGAGGCAGAUUAUAUUGGAGUGAUAUUGCAGGAAAAGUGAUAAAAAGUUCAUUCUAUAAUGGAUCGGAUGUCCAAAUAUUCUUAGAUACAGAUUUGGGGUCCCUUGAAGGUUUGAGUAUUGACUGGAUUUCAAGAAACAUAUAUUGGACUGAUUCCCAUAGAGAUACAAUAGAAGUUGCCAACAUAGAUCACAAAGGAAGGAAGAUAUUAAUUUCAAAUGGACUUACGAACCCGCGAGGAAUCGUAGUGCAUCCUGAGCUCGGAAAAAUGUUUUGGUCUGACUGGAACCGUAAUAGACCAAAAAUUGAAUCAUCAAAUCUGGAUGGAACUGAACGACAUAUAUUUUUGGAAAGCAUUCUAGUGGGUCUUCCAAAUUCUUUAGCUAUUGAUUGGAGUAGUAAUGAAUUAUGUUGGGCCGAUGCAGGAAUUCAUGCAAUAGGUUGUGCUGACAUAAGCACUUCGGAGUCUAGAAUUGUUGUUGAUGGAAUAAAAUACCCUUUUGGAUUAGCAAUUACUCCAAGCAGCUACUUCUGGACGGACUGGGAAACGCAAAAGAUUGAAAGUGCCCAGAAAAACAGUGGACAUAGAAAUCAUGCCAUAAUUACCUUAUCACCAGCGAUUGGAAAGUUAUAUGGAAUAGUGGCAGCCCGAAAAGAAUGUCCCAGGCUGACAAAUAAUUGUGCAUACAAAAAUGGUUUCUGUGGAAGUGAACAUCUUUGUCUCCCAAAAGGUUCAAGAGAACAUAAUUGUGUUUGUGCCAAUUUCAAUGAAGAAGGUUCAGGAAGUGAAUUUUCAUGCAAUGAAAUUGUGUAAAUGACUUAAGUAGUCUAGAGUAACAGGAACAAUGUUUAAGAUAUCUGCAAAACGUAGUUCACAAUUUUACGUAAAUAAUUUGUAAAGGAAAUGGAAUAAUCAUUAUUUCCUAUGUUGAUAUCCCAAAGUAGUAUUUCUUUAUUAUAUAUUUUGUCUACAAGAAAACAAGCCAAUCAUUUGCAGCGAACAAAUUAAUAUGCAUUACAAUAAUUAUUUCUAAUGUGAGUGAAUAUAUUUCUUUGUGUAAUAAAACUGAAGUAUUAAUUAAUAAAAAGUAUGAACUGUAUCAAUGACAAAAGAACUGAACAAUAAAAUUUCCAUUAAUGUUAUUCAUUAUUAUUGAGUUACCCAAUUUAUAUUACAUACCAU
Messenger RNA from Gryllus bimaculatus (two-spotted cricket), 3492 nucleotides. Lineage: Eukaryota; Metazoa; Arthropoda; Insecta; Orthoptera; Gryllidae. The record is from the annotation of a GenBank genome assembly.